UAUACAGCUGAUUACUGAAUGCGUUUUAAUUUUUAAAAAUUUAAUAAAUCAUUUUAUUUUUUGUACAAAGAUGCUUCGUUUUAACCUAAUUGUGGCCGUUUGCGAGAAUUCAGGAAUCGGUCUCAAAGGAGAUUUGCCUUGGCGAAUUAGGUCAGAGUUAAAGUAUUUUAGCAACACCACGAAACGCCGCCUUGAUUCCAGCAAACGAAAUGUUGUUAUUAUGGGCAGAAAAACCUACUUUGGAGUUCCCCCAAGCAAACGCCCCUUGCCCGAUCGUGUGAAUGUCAUACUUAGUUCCACACUCAAGUCGAAUGAGCUGCCCAACGAAGUCCUUAUUUAUUCCAGCCUCGAGGGCGCUAUGCAAGAACUGGAAAAACAAAAGGAUCAAAUUGAAAACGUUUGGAUUGUAGGCGGAAGCAGUGUCUACGCCGAGUCCAUGGCAUCGCCUCGGUGUCAUCGCUUGUAUCUAACGAAAAUCUAUGCAGAAUUUGAAUGUGAUACCUUCUUUCCCAAAAUACCCGAAAGUUUCCGUGAAGUGUCCCCUGAUAAGGACACGCCACCGGGCAUUCAAGAGGAGAACGGCCUUAAGUAUGAGUAUAAGGUUUUUGAAAAGCAAGAAUAAUAAAAUGCAUUUUAUUUUCCAUGUA
Molecule: messenger RNA, 647 nt
Organism: Drosophila willistoni
Lineage: Eukaryota; Metazoa; Arthropoda; Insecta; Diptera; Drosophilidae
Gene: Dhfr
Product: dihydrofolate reductase
Exons: 2
Coding region: 71-622 (183 amino acids)
Biological process (GO): tetrahydrofolate biosynthetic process; dihydrofolate metabolic process; folic acid metabolic process
Cellular component (GO): mitochondrion
Molecular function (GO): dihydrofolate reductase activity; NADP binding
Source: RefSeq, a predicted model, not a curated record